Verticillium dahliae VdLs.17 is the source of this 984-nucleotide messenger RNA. RefSeq lists its product as uncharacterized. Gene Ontology annotation, biological process: transcription initiation at RNA polymerase II promoter; RNA polymerase II preinitiation complex assembly. Gene Ontology annotation, molecular function: protein heterodimerization activity; transcription coactivator activity. The coding region runs from base 1 to 984 and encodes 327 amino acids. Gene Ontology annotation, cellular component: transcription factor TFIID complex; nucleus. The record is from RefSeq and is a predicted model, not a curated record. The transcript is spliced from 2 exons. NCBI's taxonomy places the organism in Eukaryota, Fungi, Ascomycota, Sordariomycetes, Glomerellales, Plectosphaerellaceae.
AUGGCUUCACCCCCCUACGCCCAGUCGCCCACGGCCAUCUCCCCUCCCUAUCCCGCCCACACGCCACUGCCCGUCUCAAAGAAGCGCGCCUCCGACGGCGGCUCCCAACCCUCUCUCAAGCGGCGCAAGGCCUCGACUCUCUCCGUCUCCUCGGCGACCCACCCCCUCCGCCAGACCUCCUUCCCGCCCGAGGCGCGAUCACCACUCGCGCGCUCCCCCUCGGUCGACACAGCCAGUCACGUCAGCGGCAGCCAAGUCAGCGCGCCAGCAGGACCCCCGAAGAAGAAGCGCGGCCGCAAGCCCAAGAAUCGAAACCCCGAAGGCGCCCCCGACGCGGGCACUCCCACGCCCUCGCUCGUCAGCGGACGCGGCGGGACGGCGGGCGGCGGUGCCGAUGGGCAGAAUGGCGAGGACGGCAACGAUGACGAUGAUGAUAACGACAUGCAGAUGGGGCUCGUGGGCGGUGAGACGAGGACGCAGGAGCAGAAGCAGGAGGAGAUCAGGCUGCGUGCCAUGCUUGUCGAGUGCUUCGACGAGGAUCAGAUGAACCGUUAUGAGAACUGGCGCGCGGCCAAACUGACCGACAAUGUCGUCAAGAGGGUCGUCAACGCCACCGUCUCGCAGUCGGUGCCGCCUACCGUCACGCUGGCCAUCAAAUCCGUGUCGAAAUACUUCAUCGGCGAACUCAUCGAGAAGGCCAUCAGCGUGCAGGGCGAGUGGAUGAACGCGACCGGCGAGAAGCAGUCAGAGGUCGAGUUUCCCCCGCAAAACACGGAUCCCACCGUGCGCGGCGACAUCAACCGCCUCAGCGAGAAGGACAAGCGCGGGCCCCUGCGCCCGGAGCACCUGCGCGAGGCGUGGCGGCAGUACAAAAUGUCGGGCGAGAGCGGGUGGGUGGGCACGCAGGGGCUGUGGCACGAGCAGCAGAGCGACGGUGUCGAGCGAUUUCCCGUGCGGACCGGCGGCAAGCGCAUCUUCAAGUGA